This is a messenger RNA of Belonocnema kinseyi, 750 nucleotides long. RefSeq lists its product as uncharacterized. Bases 1 to 750 code for a protein of 249 amino acids. NCBI's taxonomy places the organism in Eukaryota, Metazoa, Arthropoda, Insecta, Hymenoptera, Cynipidae. The record is from RefSeq and is a predicted model, not a curated record. The transcript is spliced from 3 exons. Gene Ontology annotation, molecular function: nucleic acid binding.
AUGAGCUGGGUGCACGUCCUUUUCAUUGCCUUUCCCUUCGCCGUCAUCUCGGGCAUUUGCGGAUCUUCCCCAGAAGAGGAAUUCCAUCACCUGAGUCCGAGAAAUCCAGCUGGGGAGGGCAGCAUAGGCUGGACCGAGAUUUGUGGCGGCAGCGGAAAGGCACAGUAUGGGAACGCUGCACCAUCAAUUUCAAUGGUUAAGAAGUGGUUUACUGAGUACCGUUGUGGUCGUACCAGCACAAGUGACGCCGAACGUUCAGCUCGCCCAAAAGAGGUCAUCACGCCAGAAAUUGUUAAUAAAAUCCAUGGAAUAAUAUUGGACGAUAGGAGAGUGAAAUUACGUGAGGUGGCUGAGGCAGUAGGCAUCUCAGCUGAGCGGUUACAUUACAUUUUACAUGAAUAUUUGGACAUGAAAAAACUAUCCGCGAGAUGGGUGCCGCGAUUGCUCACACUCGACCAUAAGCGCAACCUUGUGACCACUUCAAAGGAGUGUUGGACGAUGUUCAACCGCAAUCCGAGCGAGUUUUUGCGCAGUUUCGUAACCGCGGACGAACCGUGGAUCCAUCACAACACACCAGAGACCAAGGAACAAUCAAAACAGUGGUUUUCUUCGGGUGAACAUGCACCAAAGAAGGCGAAGGUGGGCCUGUCGGCCAACAAGGUCACAGCCACAGUUUUUUGGGACGCACGCGGUAUUAUUCAGAUCGAUUACCUUCAGAAGGGUAAAAAAUCAACGCUCAAAAUUAUUUAG